ACAACGAAACCCUGAACUCGUAUGGUAUACGUCACGUCCACGUCAAUCGCGCGUUUUUAGACCAGUUUGAGAUUGCGGACUGUGUCUACCGAUAGUUUCACUUCAUAUGAAUAUAGUUUGUGUAAUAUUCUACUUUAAUUUAAUUGUAUUAGGUUUAUAAUAUGACGGAGAAAGCGGCCCCGGCUCCGCUGGCCCGCACUGUGUUGCAGCAGUGCCUCCACGCCCGGCUCCAGGUGGCCCCGCCGGGUCCGGAAUCAGAGGCGGAAUGGGUCCAGAUUGACCGGGGAAUGGUGAUCUACGUGUGUUUCUUCAAAGGGGCGACAGAAGACAUGCUGCCUAAAAUGGUGUCCGCCCUGCUGAACCAGCGUCUGUGUGAGAGGGCGUCGGGGGGGCUGGCCUCAGUGCUGGAGCUCCGGGGCAGCGUGUUGGUGGUACCCCAGGCCACGCUGGGCGGGCGGGCCAAGGGCCGGGCCAUGCAGUACCACGGGAACAUCGGCAAGGAGGACGGGCUGCGGCUGUACCAGCGCUUCGUCUCGCUGUGCCAGGCCCAGCUGCAUGCGGCGGGAGGGGCAGAGGGGGCGGGGGCAGAGGGGGCGGGGGCAGAGGUCAAACACGGAACCUACGGGAACCGACAGGUUCUCAAGCUGGACACCAACGGACCCUACACCCACCUGAUGGAGUUCUGACCAAACGAACACUCUCCCUCUACACCCACCUGAUGGAGUUCUGACCCAAACGAACACUCUCCCUCUACACCCACCUGAUGGGGUUCUUACCACAACACCAUCUCCCUCUACACCCACCUGAUGGGGUUCUUACCACAACACCAUCUCCCUACACCCACCUGAUGGAGUUCUGACCCAAACGAACACUCUCCCUCUACACCCACCUGAUGGGGUUCUGACCACAACACUCUCCCUGUACACCCACCUGAUGGGGUUCUUACCACAACACUCUCCCUCUACACCCACCUGAUGGGGUUCUGACCACAACACUCUCCCUCUACACCCACCUGAUGGGGUUCUGACCACAACACACUCUCCCUCUACACCCACCUGAUGGGGUUCUUACCACAACACUCUCCCUCUACACCCACCUGAUGGGGUUCUUACCACAACACUCUCCCUCUACACCCACCUGAUGGGGUUCUUACCACAACACCAUCUCCCUCUACACCCACCUGAUGGGGUUCUUACCACAACACACUCUCCCUCUACACCCACCUGAUGGGGUUCUUACCACAACACCAUCUCCCUCUACACCCACCUGAAGGGUUUUGAACCAAACUUCUAACUCGCGUUGACUGCUGGGGAUUUUUUUUCACAACAGCUAGGUUCAUUAAUGAUAAUAGAAAUAUAUAACGAAUAAUAUAUCAUGUGUUAUGAUACCAAAAAAAGUUUCUGAUUUGAAAAUUGAUUUAUGAAUAAUGCUUCAUAAUGUCUUAAUUUUAAAUGUAUGCUAUCAUCAGCGUUUAGGUAUGUUUAUUAAAUAUGAUUUAUGGAUUUCAAGAACCAAGAGUUUAUAUAUUUCUCUCACCUAUAGACUUGUUAAGUCUCUUUCUCAGUUAAUUUCACAACAUGUUUGAUAUCCUCAGCUUUUUAUUUGUUACUUCGAAAGGCGGUUGAGAGUAGAGAAUGAAUCCUUCUAACAACCAGGUGUGAUGCUGCCAGUACACGCCAUCACUCAUCUGACCUCGUGUGACAUCACAAGUGGGACAGUCCAACUAAUUGCUCCAACUCCACCCCUACCAGUUGGUAUAGUCCAGGUAGUGGCUCUAAUCUGCCGUUCAUAUAGGCGCGUUCAUUCUCCUAAUAAUAACGAAAUGCCUCAUCAGUGAUCACGCUCAGCGACGUUGGGGACUGGUAAACCAGCUCUAGAUAAGGGCCAGUGUAGCCCUCCAUACCGUGGCUGUACCAUACUAUGCUACUAUAUACAAUGUGCUUCUCAUAACCAAAAGCUGAAGGACAGUAUAGGCUACAAACACAGAACCUAUGUUCCACGCCCAACAGCUGUUGGCGGCAAUCCUGUUGGUGUGAUAUAUACCGCUGACGAAUAACCUAGAUUCCGAACGCAGUGCACAUGAACAGUCGCUGUCGGUAGAGCUGGGUGAUUAAUCGAUUUUUAAUCGUAAUUCGAAUUUAUGGUCAAUUGAUUAAAAAUAUAUAUA
Molecule: messenger RNA, 2167 nt
Organism: Gadus morhua (Atlantic cod)
Lineage: Eukaryota; Metazoa; Chordata; Actinopteri; Gadiformes; Gadidae
Gene: dtd2
Product: D-aminoacyl-tRNA deacylase 2
Exons: 3
Coding region: 162-686 (174 amino acids)
Biological process (GO): tRNA metabolic process
Cellular component (GO): cytoplasm
Molecular function (GO): D-tyrosyl-tRNA(Tyr) deacylase activity
Source: RefSeq, a predicted model, not a curated record